UGAAUGUCGAGCAAAAGCCCCUGAGGCUGUUCAAAGGAGAGCCUGAGACACGCUGAGAGACCCUCUGAGUGAGAGGAAGAAGGAGAGAGGACAGGAAAGAGAUCCCAGAGGCAGACGAUGAGAAACCUUCACAUUGUCAGCAGAGACAGAAAGCUGGGGACAACUCAGGCUUUAGUUCUGCUUUUGGGGUAAAACACAGUGCAGUGUUGUCAUAACUGUGUGAGAAAUGGAAAACUUGUGACAAUUCUGCUGCUCUGGACCUGAAACGGACAAAAACAGAGUGACUUUUAACAAAGAGAAGGAACCUGGCCAUGAGGACACCUCUCUAACGGACCUGAAUGAGGAUAAGUCACUAUUCCCUUUGUGGACUCAGCAGCUCAUGGUGAUUGUGGACCGUUUGAGUUAAAAGGAGCUACAUUUGUGAGACUGGUUUUUCUGAGUAAGUCAAAGUGAGCCUGUAUACUGUGGGGGUGCUGCCUGGUUGAGAGAGACAGGGCAGGGGGAGGGGAAGAAGCUCCAGCCCGGACCUGUCCUCUAGGAGGAAUCUUUUCAAUGUGUGGUAACCCCCAAAAUAACUACAUCAAGAGAGGGGAGUUAAUCACAUUGACCAUGUGCAGCAGUUUUCUAUAACUGAAAGAAACAUUUGUGCUAAUGGCCUGAAUUUCUUUCAAUACACUGUGGAAUUGGACUACACCGCUCUUUUCUGUUCAUUCAUGGUCAAUCCAUUGACUGCAGGUCCAAAUCCAGGCCUUUCAUUACAUAGCUAUUACAUAACAGACCCCCUUGCCUUUUUCUCUCAGAAUGAACAACUCUAGCAUCCCGUUUAACACCGUCACCCAGCAUUUAUCUGCACAUAACUGCAGCAAGAACGAUGAGUUCAAAUACCCACUAUACAGCACAGUCUUUAGCAUUGUGUUUGUUAUUGGACUCAUCACCAAUGUUGUGGCCAUUUAUAUAUUUACCUGCUCUCUGAAACUGAGGAAUGAGACCACAACCUACAUGAUGAACCUUGUAGUGUCUGACCUGCUGUUUGUCUUCACGCUGCCGCUGAGAGUCUUCUACUUCAUCAACCGAAACUGGCCUUUUGGAGGUAUGCUCUGCAAAGUCUCAGUCUCGCUCUUCUACACCAACAUGUAUGGCAGCAUUCUCUUUCUCACCUGCAUCAGUGUGGAUCGCUUCUUGGCCAUUGUGUAUCCUUUUCGCUCACGGAUGCUGAGGACCAAGCGCAAUGCUAAAAUAGUGUGUACUGCUGUGUGGGUGCUGGUGCUGUCAGGGAGCCUCCCCACAGGAUUUUUAUUGGACAGCACCCGAAACAAGGAAAAUGCCACUUACUGUUUUGAGAACUUUUCGUCCAAUCAAUGGAAAUCUCACCUGUCUAAAGUGGUGAUCUUCAUAGAGACAGUGGGCUUCAUCAUCCCACUGCUGCUCAACGUUUGUUGCUCCAUUAUUGUGUUGCAAACUCUGCGUCGCCCCCAAACCAUCAGCCAAGGGGGGAAGAUAAACAAAAAAAAGAUUCUGCAAAUGAUAAUCGUGCACCUCUCAAUUUUCUGUUUUUGCUUCAUCCCGUUCAAUGUAAACCUGGUUUUUUAUGCCCUUGUUCGAACAAAAACAUUAGAAGGCUGCUAUGUGGAGUCUGUGGUUCGAACCAUUUACCCAAUAGCCCUGUGCAUUGCUGUAUCCAACUGCUGCUUUGAUCCCAUUGUUUACUACUUCACCUCGGAGACCAUCCAGAAUUCCAUAAAGAGGAAGUCUCAGAGCAGCCGCUCAUAUGAUGUCAAGUUCUCUGAGGCCUUGCAGUCAGAAAGCAGCUCCAAUCUGCAGUGCAGCAUAAAGAAUCUCAAAGCUAAAGUAUUCCACAAUGAGUCUUCAGUGUGACAGUAUGGUUGUUUCUAGACUCAACAGCAAGGUGAAAACUGUUCAUCCAUAAAGAGAAUCAUCUACUUGAGAAAAUGUGGAUGGGUUCUCAUCAUAUUGCAAUCUUCUUCUCAGGGCAAAUGUUUUGAACAUUGGACUUGACAGCCUCUGCUUUGCAGUAUUAUAACAUGACUCUGCUCACAACUGUGGAAUUAUUAUUACUACUUAUUAAUUUCCCUUUCAUGUGGAAUACAAUUUAAUUGUGUUAAACACAAUUACUCUGCCAGUGACCUGGAAGGGAAUGUGAUCACUGAAGUGCAGGACAGAUUAUGGCACUGACUGUUUUAUGUGUCUGUAUAACUGUAUAUAUUCAUGGUAAAUUGAGGUGCUAACUUUGGAAUAUUACUAUUUAAUUAACAAAAAAGGUAUACCAAGCUAUAGAUGUACAAGGCUUUCUGUUUGUGUGAAAUUGUGAAUUACAGGUAGGUCACAAAGUGCCUUUUUUUUGCUCAGACAACAUUUCAUGGUAGACUUUGCUGAACAUGAACUGCACCGAUAAAAGUUCUUCAUACUGCACUCGCAGCAUUUUCAUGAAUAAAAGCCAUGUGCUAUUUAAAACAAACCAUUGCAUCUGAAACUGUUUAUUUAAAUGGACAAAAGUUUUUUUUUUAUUCAUAUUUUAAUUUUCUUACAUGCAUAAUAAAAAAAUUUAGAGCUUUA
This is a messenger RNA of Melanotaenia boesemani (Boeseman's rainbowfish), 2574 nucleotides long. RefSeq names its product lysophosphatidic acid receptor 6a (gene lpar6a). The record is from RefSeq and is a predicted model, not a curated record. Gene Ontology annotation, molecular function: lysophosphatidic acid receptor activity. Gene Ontology annotation, biological process: phospholipase C-activating G protein-coupled receptor signaling pathway; positive regulation of Rho protein signal transduction. Gene Ontology annotation, cellular component: membrane. NCBI's taxonomy places the organism in Eukaryota, Metazoa, Chordata, Actinopteri, Atheriniformes, Melanotaeniidae. Bases 802 to 1875 code for a protein of 357 amino acids. The transcript has a single exon.